AUGGAAACUACAAAAUUAUUCUUGACAGAAGAAGUAAACCGAUUUGAUGAUGUGAAACCUAUUAUAAAGCCAGCUGAAGACAACGUUGAUACUCUCCAAGCAUUGGCAGAAGAAGAAAAAGAAAAACGCAAAUCCGGUAUAUUCAGUGGAAUAUUCAAAAAAGAAGAUGGAAAAGAAAGUGAGGACGAAAAAACAGAUAAUGAAGAUGAACAAACCAAAGCUAAAAGAAAGCCAAUUUUCGGUAAGAAAGCAAAGGCUUCACCAACAAAGGAAGUUAAACCAGUUGAUCAUGAGAAAACUGAAGCAAUUACAUCGCCAGCAGAAGAAACAAAAGAUAAAAAAGCUAAAUCAGGUAUAUUUAGUGGAAUGUUUACCAAGAAAGACAAAGCUACUGAAGAUUCAAAAUUGAUUGAAUACGAUGAAGAAGUAAAGACCACUUUAAAGAAUACUUCCGAUUUCAUAAAUGUAGAAAUCGAAAAGUAUCAUGAUGUCAAAGCCACGACCGAACCGACAAAAGGUGAAAAAGAUGAACCCAAAGAAGAGUCCACAGAGAAAGCCCAGAAGUCAAAAACAGGUAUUUUUAGUGGCUUGUUUAGUCCUAAAGACAAAAAAGAAGAUGAUCUUGAAAAGGUGUCUAAAAAGGAGAUUCAGCCUACUGAAACAGAUAAACCAGUUGACGAUACUAAACAGACAGAAGAUGUCGAAAAAGGCGUUCUUGAGGAAAAAUCAGAUAAAAAGAAGCCUGGAAUAUUCCAAGGUUUGUUUACGAAAAAAGAAAAAGAAGAUGAACCCAGGGAACCGAUAUCCGAAGAUGUUUUAAAAGCUAUGAAGAACACUCAUGAAUUUUUAGCCAAAGAAGUUGAGGUGCAUGAGGAUGUCCGUCUAUUAGUACCUGUUACAUUACCCGAUGCCGAAAUACCUGAAACUGAUUCCAAAAAGGAAAAAGCAAAAUCCGGUAUAUUCUCAGGUAUAUUUGGACAAAAAGACAAAAAGGAGUCAACUGAUGUCGAAAAAGUCAAAGCACAGACACCAAUAUUUGGCAAAAAGGGAUCGGAGGAGACCGAAGCAAAGAAAGACGUUGCUCCAUUGAUUCCAAUGCCAGAAGGAGACAAAACUACUAAAGUGGUUGAAACAACUGACUUAGAUGAAACUACCACUGAAGUCAAACAAAAAUCUGGCAUUUUGAGCAAAAUUAAAUCUCCAAUCUUUGGAAAAUCUAAGAAAUCUGAACCAAUUCAACUCACAGAGAAAACAAUUCAAGAAAUUAAAGAAACCGACAAUUUUAUAAAAAGAGAAGUUGAGGUGUUUGAAGACGUCCGUUUAGUAAAAAUUGAGAAAGAGAAGAGUGAUGUAGUUACAGAACAAGAUCAGGAAGAGGAUAAGGUACCCAAAAAGAAAACCGGAUUAUUAUCUGGCAUAUUUAGCAAGAAAGACAAAAAAUCAAUUGAUGAACCAACAGAACCUGUUGAUGAAGAUUUAAAGAAGAAAGCAGAAACUUCUUUAUUAGAAAAGAAAGCAGAUGCGCUGCCAGUAGUAGAAACAACCGUGAUUGACAUCAAAACUACCGACGACUUCUUGAAGAAAGAAGUUGAACUUCACGAAGAUGUGUGCAUAUCAACCACACUAAUUGCUAAGCCACUUAAAGAAGAACAAAUUGAAGAAAAACGAAAGUCUGGACUAUUUUCUGGACUUCUUGGUAAAAAAGAUAAAAAGGAAUCAACUGAGGAGACAAUACCAUCUGUUGAAACCAGCAAAGAAGUGAAACCUGCAAUUGCAUUAUCUGAGGAGGCAGCUUUAGGAAUAAACGCAACAAAUGAUUUCUUACAAAAGGAAGUUGAAGUCCACGAAGAUGUGCGCCCAGCGAUUGUGACGGCUGUCGUUACAUCAACAACAGUUCUAAGUGAUGAUGAAGAUAAGACAGAAAAACGUAAAAGUGGAAUAUUUUCUGGAUUAUUUGGUAAAAAAGAAAAGAAAGAAAUAUCUAUUGAAACAGAUCUACCAAAAGAGAAAGUUGAAAUAAUGGAAUCGGUAGAAAUUGAGACUGUUUCUGUACCUAAUGCAGAGGUACCUGAGGGAGUUGUAAUUCAUACUAAUGAAGAAAGAACCGAGAAAACAAAAUCCGGAAUAUUUGAUUCUAUCUUUGGAAAGAAAGAAAAACUUCCAGAGAAUGAAGAAGAAAAAAUAAAAGAACCGAAGAAAAUUCGUACUCCGAUAUUUGGUGUUAAGGACAAAAAGGAUAAAGCAAGUAAAGAUAUUAGUGAGGAAGUAUUGAAAUCAAUGAAUGAUACCGACAAAUUUUUACAAGACGAAAUAACCAAAUAUGAAGAUGUUAAAUUAGUUGUGGAAAUGCAGCCUCCAACUGAAGAGAAAGAAGAUAAACCAAAAGAUAUGGAUGUGACUAGUCCAAGUAAUUCUAAAAAAGUAAAGAAAGGAAAACGUGAUUCAUCCGAGAGUGGUGACGAGAGUGAUGCGUCUUCAAAGAAAUCUAAGUUUGGAUUAUUUAGUCGUAAACCAAAGACCACAAAAUCAGAUCCAAUUAAAGAAGCGCCAUCAAAAGAAGACAAAAUUGCUUUGUCUGAUGAAUGUAUUGAAAAUAUGAAUCAAACAGAUAGUUUCCUGAAAACAGAAGUCUUGAACCACGAAGAUGUUAUGUUGAAAUCACUUCAUGAGAGUAAGAUUGACUCUGAAGACAAAGAAACUACUGAAAUCAAAGAAACAAAGCACAAAGUCAAGAAACACAAAAAGAAACCGAAGCGAGACUCUUCCGAAAGUGGCGAAGAAAGUGAUACCGCUGCUCGCACAAAGAAGUUCAGAAUUUUCGGUAAAUCUAAAAAACGUGCGGAAUCUGCUCCAAUUACCGAAGCAUCUUCUAAAGAAGAUAAACUUGGUUUAUCUGCUGAGAUUAUUAAAACUAUGAAUGAAACUUCAGACUUUUUAACUACUGAAGUUAAAAAUUAUGAAGAUGUUAAGCUAUUGAGUGAAGAUGCUCCUAAAAUUAUUCAAGAGCCACCUGUAAAAGUUGACAAGAAGAAGAAGAAGCCAAAGCGUGAUUCAUCCGAGAGUGGAGAAGAAAGUGAUACCGGCCAUAAAAGUAGAAGAUUUAAUAUAUUUGGUAAGAAGAAAGCAAAAACUACUAGCAUGGAAAUUCCGAUACAAGAAGCAAGUUCCAGAGAAGAUAAUUUAGACAAAAUUGAGAUUCCUGAAGAUAAUGCAGAUAUAAUCGAGGAAAUAAUAACAAAAACCACUGUAGUUGUCAAAGAUGAUUCUUUUGGUAAUAAACUGGAUGAUACCAAAGAAUUUUUGGCAACAGAAAUUGAGAAUUUCGAAGACGUAAAACCAAUUGUAAUUGCAGAAGUUGUACAAGAUACUGAAGAGACUAAGAAAAAACGAGGAUUUGGUCUGUUUGGCAGAAAAGGCAAGGGUGUAAAGUCCGACUCUGAAGAUGAAUCUACUGAAGUGAAGGAAUCUAAAGGUAUAUUUAAAAUAUUUUCGAAAAAAUCAAAGAAAGAUGAAUCCGAUGACGAAAAGGAAAAACAUGUGACUAUAAGUAAAGUUGUUGAAGAAAUUCCAGACGCAACUGUAGCAGACGAAGUACUUGUUGUCACUGCAUCAGUAUUAGAGAGUUCUUCCUUGGCAACAAAAACUGAUAGUGAUGCAGAGAAAUUAACAGAAACUAAAACAACUAGCGCAGAAAAAGAGGAUGGCGAAAAAGAACCAGCCACUAUGAAAGUAAUUGAAGAAAUGACAUUGACACGAACAACAACAGACUUAAAUGUGCCUGAUGUGAAAGCACGUGAUGGUUCAACUGAAGACAAGAAAAUUAAAGUAGUGACAGAAGAAGUAGCACUCCAUAAAGAAGUUAUCAAGGAUAGUGUUGAUACUUAUGAAUUAACACUUGAUCAAAUUAAAAAUGGUGCUGAUGAAGAUCUUAAACGCUUAAUCGCACAACAAGAUUCACAAAAUAUCGUAACCAGUGAAUUUGAUGCUGAUGUUCAAAGGGUAGUUGAUGAUCUUGGUACUACGAUUGUAACUACAACAACAAGAGAUAGAGUUGAAGAAUUAAACGGUGGUUUGUUGGAGGGUACAUUUACAACGGUCGAGACGCAAUGUGUGGUGACAACCAAACAAGUCACAGAAGUUACUGAGACAUUAGUCAGUGACAAAAAUAAAAAUGUGACUGCUGAAAUUAAAGAUGGCAUUGAAGUUGGGCCAAGUGAAAUAGUCGAGAUUGAGCCAACUCCCAUUGAGUUGGUUGAUAAAAUGAAUGAUGCUAUAAAAGAUGUUGAGGCGAUUGCUGCUGCUGCAAGAGCUGCAACAGCUGCAAAAGCAAGUCAAUUGAAGCUUGACUUAACUAAUAAGAAAACGCCAGCGAUACCAAAGAAAACAAGUAAAUCAGUAAUUGAUACAACGAAGAAAACAACUGGUGCGCCUAAAGUAGCUGCUAAAAGUAGUUCUUCUAGUAGUUCUAGUAGUACUGCUGCAGUAACUAAAUCAAAACUGCCAAAAGAUAGAGAAGUUAAACCAGCUCCAGUAACGAAAGGUACGAAAGCAAAGGAGACUAAAAAAGAAGAUACUAAAAAAGUUAUGGAGAGCACUAAAGGUGCGGUGAAAGGUGCUUUAAAAGCAACUAAAGCAGCACUUACACCUAAAACAAAAGAUAAAGCUGCUACUGCUUCAACCGAAACUAAAAAGGAAACUUCACCUACAAAGCCAACGAAAACAGGUGUAGCAACCAAAGGUACUAAAGUAUUCGGUGUCAAGGGUACUGGUAAAGGUGCUCUUCAAAAAACUCCUUCGGUGACUAAAAUUGCUCAGGAUAUUAAAACUGGCAUAAAAGAUACAAAGGAUAAAGCUACAAGUAAAGCAAAGGAGACAGCUUUAAAGGUAGAGGAAGAUGUAAAAACUGAAGUUGAAAUUGUGGAAUCUAAAGUUACAACUGCUCGCGAUGAUGUUGAAGAUAAAGUUAAAGAAAGCAUUUCUGAUGUAAAAGUUGCUGUUCACGAUAUUAAAGUUGAAAUAGAAAAUAAAGUUGAUGAAAUUAAAGCGGAAAUACCCAAAGUCCAAUCAGAAGUUGACUUAAAGAUCAAAGAAAUUGAUGAGGAUAAAACUAAAUUGGCUGACGAUUUGGAUAAAACUGCUGAGCAACUGCAAGGUACUAAAGAUGUUAUCUCCGAAAGUAUAAAAGACGCAAGUGCUGAAAUGUCUGAUGCUGUAGAAAUUCAAACAAAACAGUUAACUGAUGAUGUAAAGGAUGCAACUGAUGUUAUUGAUGCGAAAUUAGAUGAAAUUAAAGACAAAUCUGAGCAAAUAAUCCCAGCUUUAGUUGAAACAAGUUCAAGUAUUGAGAAAACUGCGAAGGAUACGAAGAAAGGCUUUCUUGGCAAACUCAGUGAGAAGAUCUCUGGAAAAUCUUCACAAGAAGAAGUUGAAAUUAAAACAACUGACGUUAAACAAACUAAAGACAAACCCAAGAAAGGAAUUUUGGGAAAAAUUAGUGAUAAAUUCUCUUCAAGUAAAGAUAAAGUUGAAGAGAGUAUUACUGAUGUUGUGCAAGAAGUUAAAGAAGAAGCAAGCGAUGUGAAGAAAAUUGUAACUACAGAAAUUGAGGAAGACGUUGAUAAAGCAAAACACCUUGGAACUGAAAAAACUGUAGAUUUGGCUGAAAAAACCGUAGAUGCGGCUGAUAAAAUGAUAACUGCAAUAUCUGACGAUGUUCAAACAAAACAGAAAGAUUUAACAUCUGAUUUUAUUGCGCAAGAAAAGGAGGCAAACAAACAUCAACAAUCAGUAAUGGAUCAUGCAAAGGAUGUUUCUGAUGGGGUUCUACAAAAAGUUGACACAGAAAAAGCUAAAAUUGAAGAACUAUCCGCAGAGGUCCAGGCUAAAGGUGACAAGACUAUUUCCGAAGUGACAACAACUGUAAAAGAAGAGUUAGUUCAUGAUGUUCAAGCAGUUGGUGAAGCUUUGGAAGAUAUUAAAUCAUCAGCAAAAGAAGAAAAGAAAGGAUUCUUAGGAAAACUUAGCGACAAGAUAAGUAGCAUUGGUAGCAAAGAAGAAAAAGUUGAGAAAAAAUCAAAGGGAGGUAUAUUUGGAAAACUUGGAAGCAAAGAUAAAGAAAGGGAGAAAUCUGAACCUAAAGAGUCCGAUGAUAUAACAACAAAGAUCGCAGCAGUAAAAGAUUCAUUCACUAACGGUGUAGGAUCAGUAUCGACCAGUGUUAAACAAACCGUAGAACAGAAAGCUGCCGAUUUAUCAACUAUUGACGAUAAGAAGCAAGAAUUAAAAGAAUCAACUGACGAAGCCGUGAUUGUAAUUGAUGAGAAGGUUUCUAAAGCAAAGGAUAAAACACUUGACGAGUUACAAAAAUUGGAGGAUUCAGUGUCUUCUAAGGUACAAGAAACACAAAAAGAUGCAGAAGAAACAGUUAUUGGUUUGCAAGAAUCUCUAGAAGCUGUUAAAACAGAAGUUAAAGAACAGAAAGAUGCAACUUUGGAUGCUGUGAAAGACUUAAAAGAUGAUGCAGAGAAAAGUCUUAGCAGUACAAAGGCAGAGGUAAAAGAAACAAUAAUUGCUACUGAACAGAAAGUCUCCGAUAAAGUUGAUGAAAUCAAAAAAGACAUUGAAAAAUCGAUAGAAAAGGAUACACAAAAGAUAAUUGAUGCAAAAGGUUCUGUAAAAGAAGAUGUAUCCAAAGUAUCAUCUGAUAUUCAAAAGAAAACAACCGAGCAGCUUGCGAGUAUUAAAGAUGGUGUUGAAGAAACAUUAGAUAAAACUAAAGUUGCUGCAGAAACCGCAAGCAAAGAAAUCAAAGAAGAAAGCAAAGGAUUCUUUGACAAACUCAGUAGUAAGUUGAGUAAAAAAUCAAGUGAUGACGAAAGUUCUAAGGAUAAAGAUGAACCUAAAAAGAAGAAAGGAAUCUUUGGUAAAUUGACAAAAGCUGACACUAAAGAUAAAGAUGAUAAAGAAAAAGGUAAAAAUGUGUCAUUUAGCGGUGUCACUGAAAGUAUUUCAGACAAAAUCCAAGAUGUUAUCGAGAAAACUGAUGAAGGAAAGGAACAACUGAAGUCAGACAUCAGUGACGCAAAAUCAACCGUUCAGAAGAAAAGUGAAGAGGUAGCUGAAGAUUUAAAAGAUUCAGUCAAAGAAAUAGAGACUGGUCUUAGUGAUGCAGUAAAAGAAGCAGAGUCCAAGAAAGUGCAAGUAAUUGACACAGGAAAAGAAAUUUCCAAAGAUAUUAAAGAUUCGGCAGAGACAACUGUAGCUGUCGCUGCUGAAAAGUUGUCAGAAAUUAAAGACACUGUCACGACAACUGUUCAAGAGAAAGACGAAAAAUUAAAACAAGCCAUUCAAAAUGAAAAAGAUGCAUUGGCAAAGAGUGUCACGGCGACCACAUCUGAUAUUAAACAGAAAGCUUCAGAUGCGGCAGCUAAAUUGGAUGAUAGUAUGGAUAAAACAAAAGCAGACGUUUCUGAAUCUGUUGAUAAGGUAAAAGAAGCUGCAGAUAAAUUGAUCACCGACCUAAAAGAUGAACCAAAAGGCUUCUUUGACAAGUUGAGUAGUAAAUUAAGCAGGAAACCGUCCGAUGGUGAUAGUGACAAAGAACCCAAAAAGAAGAAAGGCAUUUUUGGAAAACUUACCAAGAAAGAUAGUAAGGAUAAAGAAGAACUUGAUUACACUCCAAAAACUCGACCUACUUCAAACAUUGGUGUUCCGCAGCUAGUAUCAGAAAAUAUUCAAGAAGUGGUGAAACAAGCAGAAGAUACCAAAGAAAAACUAAAAGAACAAGCUGAAAAGCUAACAGAUGGUGCUAAAACUACAAUUGACACAACUGUUGAAAAAGUUGAAAAUGUGGAAGAAUCAUUGAGUGGAAAAGUAAAAGAGGAAAUUAUAAAAACGGAAUCUCAAGUGGAGGAUGUUACAAAGACUGUUGACAGUAAAAUCGAAGAAAUUAAACGUGAAACUGACAAGCUUACAGAAGUUGCUAGUGAAAUAAAAACUGAUACUGAAACAAAAAUAUCUGAAACGAAAGAAAGUCUUCAAAGUGAAAUGGAUUCAAUUAAAAAAGAGACAAAAGAGCAAAUAACAAUUGUUGAAGAUACAGCUGAUAAAAUUGUUUCAGAAAAUGUAGAAAAAGCUAAAGCAUCUGCUAUAGAAAUAACAACAGAUGUCAAAGAAGAAACCAAAGGUAUCAAAGAAGAAGCUAAAGGUUUCUUUGAUAAACUCGGCAGUAAACUAGGUAUAAAAUCCGAUGUUGAUUCAACCACAGAUAGCGAAAAAGAACCAAAAAAGAAAAAGGGAAUUUUUGGAAAAUCAUCCAAAAGUAAAGAUCAAGAUGACAUCAAAGACACUACCGAAAGUUCAUUAUUAGGAAAAGUACCUCAAGUUAUCUCAGAGAAGGUUCAAGAAGUUGUCGAACAUACACAAGAAACAAAAACGAAAUUAGAAGAGAAAAGUGAAACUGUCAUUGAUGCUGUAAAAACAGAAAUUGAAAAAACUGAAAAAGGCGCGGAAAGCAUAAAGAAAACUAUUGAACACACAGAAGAAAAAUUAAGUGACACUAUUAAAGAGAAGGCAUUAUUAACUGAAGCUACAAUUUCUGAAGUUGUAAAACAAGCAGAUGCAACUGUUCAGAAACUUACCAGCGAAGUACAAGACAUUAAAGAAACAAGCAAAUCCAAACUUGAUUCAAGUGUGUCAGAUAUUAAAGAAACUGUGCAGAAAAAAUUAGACGAUGGCAAGGAAACAACAGAAUUGAUAAAACAAGAACUUGUUAAUAUCAAAGAUUCGGCAGAACAUACAACCUCGGAGAUUAAGGAAGAAACCAGUAAACAAAUAACAGUAAUCGAAGAUGUUGCUACUAAAACUAAAGAUGAUAUUAUUCAAACUACUGACAAAGUCAAAGAAUCAGCAGAAACGUCGAUAACCAAUGUGAAAGAAGAAGCUAAAGGAUUUUUCGAUAAGUUCAGCAGCAAAUUGAGCAAAAAAUCUGCUGAAAGUGAGUCGGCGAAAGAAACUGAGAAAGAACCAAAAAAGAAAAAGGGCAUUUUUGGUAAACUUGGAAGGAAAGACAGUAAAGAAAAGGAAGAAACCAAAGAAUCUGUAAAAAUUACAAGCGGAAUAGUAGGUGACUUACCAGAAGUGAUUACACAAAAAGUUACAGAAAUAGUUGAUAAAGCGGAAGAAACAAAAGAGCAAGUUAAAGACAAAAAAAAUUACAAAAAACCGAGACAGCUAUUGAUAGCAUUAAAACUGAAAGUCAAAAAAAUAAGUGAAGAAGUAAUUGAAUCUUCUAAAUUAGAAGUAGAAAAGAAGGCUUCAGAAAUUAAUGGCACUGUCACAUCUACUAUUGAAAAUAUUGAAGAUAAGAUAAGUUCGGCCAAACAAGAAGUAGUUGAUACAAAAGUUUCUAUUGAAAAAUCGUUAGACGAUACCGCUGCAGAUAUAGAGAAGAAAGUUUCGGAGAAAACAUCAGACAUUGUUCAAUCUAUUGAAACAACGGUUUCAGAAACUAAAGAAGAAGCUAAAGGAUUCUUUGAUAAACUUUCCAAUAAAUUAACUAAAAAAUCUAGUGAAGAGGAGUCAACAAAACCGUCAGACAAAGAACCUAAGAAGAAGAAAGGUAUUUUUGGCAAGUUGACAAAAAGAAGCAGCAAAGAUAAAGGUGACGAAGAAGAAAUUCUAACUGAGACAGUUUCAGCAGGUGUAAGCGCAUCUCAGAAUAUUGUUGAUCAAGUUAAAUCAGAAGCAACUAACACAAUUGAAGCAGCAGAACAACUUAAAGAAGACGCAUUACACGCUGUGGAUAAAUCUACGACAUUGAUUAAGGACACUACUCAUAGUGUUCAAUCACAAAUUGAAACUAAAGUUAAUGAUAUUAAAAUGGCAGAAACUGAGUUUGCUAAGAAGAUGAGUGAGUCUAUCAGCAAUGUUGAAGCCAGUGUAUCGGAUGCUGCACAACAAAUUGACACAAUGGCAAAGGACACUGUUAAAAGUACCAUGGAGGUCAAAGAUGAUUUAAAAGAAGAAAGUAAAAAUGUAAUUGACUCAAUUGCAACAACGACAUCUGAUAUAAAGGAUACUGUAAAAGAAGACAAGGAAAAAUCUAAAGAAGCAACAAACGUCGCUAUUCAAAAGGCGAUUGAUACAAAAGAUUCUGUAUCACAUACUAUAACUGAGACAGCGUCAGAUAUUAAACAGGAAACAGUUCAGCAACUUGCAGAUACCAAAGAUAGUACCAAAGCUGAUAUUGCACAAGCAGCUGAUAAAAUUCAAGAGUCUGUAAGUGGCGCGGUCACAGAGGCGAAAGAGGAAACUAAAGGUUUCUUUGAUAAAAUCAGUAACAAACUAACUAGAAAGUCAAGCGAUGGAGAUUCAGCCAAAGAUUCCGAAAAGGAUUCUAAAAAGAAAAAGGGCAUAUUUGGUAAACUGGGCAAGAAAGAUAGUAAGGGUAAAGAUGAUGAACUGACGAAAGACACUAGCACCGAACUUAAAGAACAAAUUGUAUUGGGUGUACAAAAGACAGCUCAAAAGAUUGAAUCAGAUAUUGUACAGACCAGUGCAUUUUUACAAAGUGAAAGUGCUAGUGCAUUAGAAAGUGCGUCAAAAUCUAUUGAUACAACUGUAGAUAAAGGAAAAGGUACAGUAGAAGUCACAGAAAAACUCAUAACAGAAAAAGUUCAGCAAGUUGAAGAAGGAGCUAAAGUAACUGUCGAUGAUAUUACUAAAACGGUAAAAGAUGAAAAGAAAGGUUUCUUCGAAAAAAUUAACGAUAAAUUAAGCGGAAAGUCAGACCAAGAAACUUCAAAAGAUGAUGAAAAGGCGGAUAAAAAGAAGAGAGGGCUUUUAGGUAAAUUUACAAAACGUCGCAGUACAGAACAAGAGGAAGAAAAGGAAGAAACAAAAGAAGCAAGCGAGUCGAAAAAAGUCGACGAUGAUGACAACAAAACCAAAAAAGGUUUUAUUGAAAAACUAACCGAUCGUUUCAGUGCUAAAUCACUCGAUGAAGUAGUUGUAGCAGAUCAAAUUAAGGAAGUGGUGGAUGAGACAAUACCAGAUACGUCUACAGAAAGUACAGAAGCUAAACCAGCAAAACGAACACCAUUAUUCCGCAUUGAAUCUGAAGAAGAUUCUGCUGAAGUUAAUUUACAAAGACGCGCUAGCAUAAAAUCAAAUAUCUUAGAAAAUCUGACCGAACAAAAUCUUGAAGCGUUAGUUACCGAUUUAGACUUAAACCGGUCAGAGUUACAAAGUGAUUAUUUCACUGAGAAAUUAGAGAAUAAACUUGACGAUUUAGAAAAAAUAGUUGAUGAUCUCGAAAGACGAGAAUCAAUCACCGAUAAAGAGGAGAAAAUCGACGGGAAACUAAAACGAGUUGAACGAAAAUUCGAACGAAUGGCAUCUGAUACCAUUGAGAAAGAAAUACAAGAGGCUAAAAAAUCGAAUAUUACGACACCGGAAUUCGAAGAGAAGCGUGAAAGCGAGUUUCAGAAAGUCGUGUCGCAGCUGAGCACUGAAGAAGUGUCCGAAUUCCAAACGGAUUACGCCACUUUGUGGGACGAGCAAACAUUCUCGCACACGGACGAAUGGGGUUCUAAAACACCAGAGAGCCAAGCAGACGUAACAGAACUCCCGCAAGGUGAGAUUGUAUACAUGGCGCCCGUUAAGUUAAACAAAGACAAUUUAGUAAAUAAAGCGGGCAUUGAGGUAGACGUCAUACCUCGAAUGCCCAGUCCGUAUGCCUCACCGAAACUGAAACGCAAAAAAAAGAGCAAACGCGCAAAGUCUGAACUCGGCUUUGACACCGCUGAGCUACGACAGCGAAUUGGCGAGGACGGUGGCAGCCUACCCGAUUUAUACACGGGUACCUCUCGAGGUACCCUCAUGGACACGAUACUUACAAUGAGUCCGCAGCGAUUCCUUUGCAAAAGCAAAAAAGGUCAAAGCACUGUCUCGCUUAAUUUCUGGCCUAAAGACGAGCCCGAUACGAGUGUAAUUUCACGCUCACUGGGCAGCUCGGACUCAUUUUCGAAAGGACACAUCAUGGAUGCCGUCGUUGACUGGUUGAACCAACAGUCAAUAUCAGGGUCCAUGGAUACUAUGAAUCAAAAUUCAAGUUUCUAUGAUGACAACGAAUCCUUACAGUCUUCCCUAAUUUCCGAACGCAACAGUUCAAGGGCUGAUAACGCCGUACCCGACAUUUUUAUAUCUGAAGACGAAGCGCUGAUUAUUUACAGUCACGUACCACAAAGUGACAGAAUAGAGCGCAAUUUAGAAGCCACCAACGUACCACUAAUACCAACAUCAUCACCUUCAUCUGAACUAACAUCAGUACCACAAGCUAAACCACGAAUAACCACAACUAAUCUCCCUGAAAAACAAGAAACUGAUCCCGAACCACUAACAAGCAAGGAUUCAGACAUAACCGAUGAUAAAUGUGAGACUGAGAUUGAAAGCUAUUCCGAUCGUAAGAAAUUCUGGGAAACCGUUAGUAGUCAACCAACUGAUGUUAGUGCAGUGAAGAAACGCAUGAGUUUAUUUGAAGAAUCUACGACAUCGAAAAUCACCCCGUUGAAGCGAACGUCCAUUCAUGAAGUACCAAUUCCGAAACCUAGAUCUACUGUGCAAUCUGCUCAAAGCGUUGAUGUUCCGUUUGAUGAAACUAAAGAAGACAUUCCUGCCGAUCUGGUGUCCGAAUACAAAGCCUCAUUCAUGGAUCCGUCACAACAAUCACCGCCCAAGAAAGAACCAUCGACUGAUCAGCACAUGGUUCCGGCCGAUAGUGUAGAUUCUGACAAUGAAAGUUCCAUACAUCAAAAUGUAUCAAGUAGUUACGACAACACCGGCUACAUAUCCGAUAGUGGAGAUGUUGAACAUUAUAUCUCCGACUCGGAGAUUGAAGACCGAGUUCCACAAAUUCGAGAGAGGCAAAUGAGCGUUUUCCAACCGCCUUCAGUUGGCCGCCGUAGUAUUUAUGAACGAUCAUGUUCAUUGCCAACUGAAGAUUUGUACGAAGUAUCCGCGAAAAGCAUUCAGCUACGUAAGCAGUAUUAUGAAGAACAAAUUAAAAAAGAUAUGGUAGAAGAUGAACUUAUGACUGAAAUUCAGGAAGAGGAUCUUGAACCUGAACAUAAAAAACUAGAUAUUCCAUUUGGGGAAGAAGAACCGAGUACGGUAAAGAGUGUUCCAGAACACAUAGAUUUUGGUGCCAAUAUUAAAUCUGUUAAGGUAACUGAAGUUGCUGAAGCGUUAAUCCUAGACGAUGAUUAUGACACAAAAGUUGAACAACCAACGGAAUUCAAACCAUCACCAGUUAAAGACAUAAUUAAUUUUGAAGAAGUUGUGAGACCCGAUAUGUACGAAAUUUACAAACCCAAAGAGUCUGAUGUUAACGUAGACGAUGGAGAUUCACGGCCGAGCGAUUCAAUGGAAGUUCAUGUUGAUAAAAGUGAACUGGAAGAAUCCGAAAAGAUGACUGAUGUGGAAGGAACCGACAUGGAAAGUAAAUCUAUAGAUUCCGGAGAUAUUACUGAACUUUCACCGAAAACUUUGUAUUACCAAGAUGAUAUCCCAGAAAUUACUAUUAGCUUAUCAGGAAAACAACGUAGGAUAAGUGAGGAAAGUGAUGACUCUGUAGAAAAACCAGUUCAGGAUAUUGACAUAAAAACUCCGAUUAAAGAAAGAUCAGAAGUUACUUCACCUAUCAAUCAACCUGAAGAACAUAUUCAGGAUACUAUCUGGGAAGUUUCCGUACAAAGUGAACAACCACAAGUAUUUGAAGAGCAAGUUGCGGAACUAAAAACAUUGGAAGGACAGACUUUAGCUGAGAAGGAUGAAGAUUUUAGUAGUGUUCGUGAUGAAUCUGAUUUAGGCUCUGAAAUUCACCAAGACCAUUCAGAAUCUUGUUCUGAAUCAAAAUCUCAUAGUCAAGCAGAUAUAGAAAAAUUGAUCUUAGAGAGUUUACAUUACCAAAAGAUAUCUCCGGAAGAAGCUCAAAUUAUUGCUGGCGAAUUAAUUGCUGAUAUUGAAUCAGAAAUUCAGAAGCGUCACGCGGGUGAAAUAGUUGAACCACCCGCACCAGAAGUAGCAAAAAAAUCAAAUUUCAGACUAUUUACGACAAUUGGCCGAAGCGAAAGGAUUAGAUUCCCGUGA
This is a messenger RNA of Dalotia coriaria, 14148 nucleotides long. RefSeq names its product titin-like. The transcript is spliced from 4 exons. Lineage: Eukaryota; Metazoa; Arthropoda; Insecta; Coleoptera; Staphylinidae. Gene Ontology annotation, molecular function: lipid binding. The record is from RefSeq and is a predicted model, not a curated record. Gene Ontology annotation, biological process: lipoprotein metabolic process; lipid transport. The coding region runs from base 1 to 14148 and encodes 4715 amino acids. Gene Ontology annotation, cellular component: extracellular region.